AUGACAGAAACACCAUCAACCACUAGAAAACUACAUAUUUUGGUCGGCGCUACUGGGAGUGUGGCCAGCAUUAAGAUACCAAAGCUUGUUCACUUAUUACGACAAAAUCCAGAGUAUGAUAUUAAAGUGGUCACAACAAAACCUGCACUCCAUUUUUUCAAAGCGUCUGAUGUUGAAGCAGAGGUGAUUACAGAUGAGGAUGAGUGGAAUGCAUGGCGUCAAAUAAAAGAUCCCGUUCUGCAUAUUGAUUUACGCAACUGGGCAGAUGUUAUGGUGCUGGCGCCAUUGGAUGCCAAUACGCUUGCCAAAGUCGCUACUGGACUUUGUGAUAACCUUCUGACAUGUGUCCUUCGGGCUUGGGAUCCGGCUAGACCAGUUCUGGUAUGCCCAGCCAUGAACACCAAUAUGUGGACGCAUCCAUUUACAGCCAAACAGCUUGAAACACUUGAAUCCUUCCUUGGCUACAAGAUUAUACCACCCAUCAGUAAACUAUUAGCCUGCGGAGAUCUUGGUGUCGGAGCCAUGGCAGAGGUAGAAACCAUCGUAGAAGAAAUCAAUCUGACAGUUCAUAAUGUACAAAGCCAUUUGAACGAUAAUGACUUGAAGUAA
Umbelopsis ramanniana AG is the source of this 609-nucleotide messenger RNA. RefSeq lists its product as uncharacterized. The record is from RefSeq and is a predicted model, not a curated record. Bases 1 to 609 code for a protein of 202 amino acids. Lineage: Eukaryota; Fungi; Mucoromycota; Umbelopsidomycetes; Umbelopsidales; Umbelopsidaceae. The transcript is spliced from 6 exons. Gene Ontology annotation, molecular function: phosphopantothenoylcysteine decarboxylase activity; FMN binding. Gene Ontology annotation, biological process: coenzyme A biosynthetic process. Gene Ontology annotation, cellular component: phosphopantothenoylcysteine decarboxylase complex.